AUGGUAUCAACAACAAAGUCACGUAUUGUAAUAUUUUUGAUCCUGUUAAACUUUUUAUUCACAAUAUCAUUAGUUGAAACAAAUCAUGGUAGUGAUAAUAUUUCAAAAAACAAUGAUAUUAAUUUACGUGGUUCUUCGAUAAUAGAUUCAUUAAAAUCAAGGUCGGUUCUUAUACGGAAGGAUUUAUUAGUUGAUAUUACAAAGUCAAAGGUUUCGGAUCAAGAACAAUAUAAUGGAAAGAAGAGACAUGCUGGUCACGUGCUUCAUGAAAUGGAUAAAAGAGGAGAACAUGAUAAAGGAAAAGAUCAUGGAAAAGGUGGAAAUGGGAAAGAGCAUGAAAAAGGAAAGAAGAAUGGUAAAGAACACGAAAAAGAGAAGGAUAAGGAUAAGAAAGAAAAGGAUAAUGACAAAGAGCAAGAAAAAGAGAAGGAUAAGGAUAAUAAGGACAAAGAUAAUGACAAAGAGCAAGAAAACGAGAAGGAUAAGGAUAAUAAGGACAAUGAUAAUGACAAAGAGCAAGAAAAAGAGAAGGAUAAGGAUAAUAAGGACAAUGAUAAUGACAAAGAGCAAGAAAAAGAGAAGGAUAAGGAUAAUAAGGACAAUGAUAAUGACAAAGAGCAAGAAAAAGAGAAGGAUAAGGAUAAGAAUGAGAAGGAGGUUGACAAAGAACAAGAAAAUGAGAAGGAUAAUGAUAAUAUGAACAAGGAGGAUGAAGAAAAGGAGAAUAAUAAUAAUAAUAAUGAUAAUAAGGAGGGAAAAGGAAAGAAUGGAGCUGGAAAACAACCAGAGGUUGGAAAGCUACCUGAUCCGCUAUCUAAAUCGCCAACACAUAUCGCAAAAAUUAUACCAGAAUAUCGAUCAAUUUCUUAUGUAGAGAAUUACGAUUCUCAUGUACAUAGUGCGAAAAGUUACUAUCCUAAUGGACCAUUAAUUUUAAGAUUGGUAAAUCAUAUAAAUGAAAAAUGCGAUGAGCCAAAACUAAAUCUCAGACUAGUUUAUAAGGAUAAUAAAAUAUAUCCCAUCAACUUCAAUUAUGAAAUACCCGAUUAUAAUUUUUGUAAGGAUGGAAAUGACAAAGAUUUAGUUGAAAUAUAUCCACUCAACAUCAAAUUCUUUUUGGUUCGAUAUGUACUAACUACCGGAAAUGGAUCUUAUCAAGAAAUGGGUUUAAUUGUAGAUUGGGAUGAAUUGGGUGAGGCGAUAGUAAAUUCUAAUCCCCAACACGGAUUUAUAUGGAUUAAUCUUAUUCAAAAUAAUACUUUACAAUGGACAAACUAUUCCGCUUCUGGUGACGUAAAUCAAGAGACAAAAACAUCAUAUAUAUCUGGACAGAAAUAUAAAGUAUUUCCUUCAUUAGACGGCGGAUACGGAAUUGUCUUUGCAGGAAAGAAUCCAGAUGCAGCGGAAAAUGUAGAAAAGGUUCCAAUAGUACCAUUAUGGGUGGUUAAUGUAAUGUUUAUAAGACCACAUGGAGAAAUCACAAAACCAUCUGUAAUUUAUUCGACAACAACGCAAAUUAAUGAUAUGAACAUAGAAGUGUGUAAUUAUGCAUACGAUUUCCCGGGAUUGGCGUGUAUAAUUAAGAUACAAAAUGUUGAUGAUGCUAUUAGUUACGUUAAAAUUCAAUUCCUUUCAAACGGAAGUACGAAAAAAACAAUCAAAAUUGCGGUUGAUGAAUCUAUUGUUGAUUAUAUAUAUCCUUUACAUAAUGGUGGAUAUAUCUUUAGCGCAAAAUCAAGUAAUCUUGAAGUCAAUUUUACGGGAAGCAUUUAUGAUAGUGAUGGAAAAUCGUAUAGAGUAUGGAAUUGCCCUAAAAUGUAUGGCCAAAGGAUUGUUCCACAUGGUGUAUUUCCAAAUAAUACCGUUUGGAUGUUUUUUGAUGGAUAUUAUCAGUCAGAUCAAGAAGAAAUUAGUUAUUCUUCUGACACUUGGACCUAUAUGACUGCCACCAUUAAUGACUUACCACAACCUUCUGUCAAUGAAUAUAAUAAUCUGAAUAUUAAUACAACAUAUCCAAUCAUCGAUGGUGUUCUAAUGGAGAAUGAAACUCAUAUUUUGAGUAUUACUUAUAAUAAUCCAAUACUAUUGUCAACAGGAAAUAUAUCAAUAUAUUAUCAAGAAGACAAUACAGAUAAAUUAAUCCUAAGGCAAAGUUAUCACACAAAUAGUCCGAAUGUAACUCUUUCACCGGAUAAAAAAACCAUUAUAUUAGAUAUAUUCAACCAUACAUUUGAUAUUUCAAAUAGUAAAUAUACUGUUGUCAUUGAUGAUGAUGCCGUUAAAGAUUUAAGUUAUGAAGAACCGUUAAUGGGAAUCAGUUCUAAUAUAUGGCGAUUUACUACCGAUAUUAAACAAGAAGAGUAUAAACCUGAAGAACAACAUGCAUUGGUUCGUUUAACAAUCGAAGCGUCCAAGAAUUUUAGUCAAUUGGAUUCUAAUCAACAAUCUGAAUUUGUGCAAGAUUUAUUAAAGGAUUUAGCUGAAUGUGUACCUGUACUGCCAGAUAGAAUGAAUACAGAUCGUCGUAAUCAGUGGGAUCCCGAUGUAAAUUCAAGUCAAAUAUUAUUAAAGUUUAAAAUUUUACCGGAAAAGUAUGAACAAAAGAUUAGCGUUGAUAAUAUCAUUAAAACAUUGGAUGAAAUGAUCCGAAAUCGAGAAACCUCUCCUAUUUCUCAUUAUCCAUAUACUGCUAUGUUAGAUGAUACUUAUGGAUUUAGAUGGAAAAAAAGUGUAUGGGAAAAAUAUGAGUUAAAAUUAUUGGCAGUUGGUGCAACUUUAUUCCUACUUGCUAUACUGGCUAUGUUUUCUUAUAAGAAAUAUGAUGACGGAAAUUGCUUUGUUGCAUUCAAAGUAUUGUUGAUAGCAUUGGACUUUGGAUUAGAUUUGGCUUUCGUUUUGACUCACUCGAGAGAUGUGUAUUAUUUAUAUAUUCCAAGUUUACUUACGUUCGUUAUACCACUUGGACUGAAUACUUUAUUCACAUUUUUCAUAGUAAUAAGAGAAUUAUCAAAUAAUACAAAGUUUUAUAAAUGGUUUAGAACUUACCAUAACGUCGCCGCUAUAUUUACCGUUUGUUCAAUCGGUGAUGUGGAUUCAUUAACCAUGAUAAAUUCUAAACUGGCCGGUUUAGAUGCUUUUGAUGCUCCUAUUGCUCCGUAUACUGAAAAACGGAUAUUAAUAGUUAGUAUAUGGAAUUUUAUUAUUGAAGAUACUCCUCAAUUAAUCAUUCAAAUCAUAUAUAUAAUAUAUUCGGUUAAUUAUACUAUCAUUCCAUUUUUGAAUUUGGUUUCGGCUUCUCUGUUAUGGAUUUGUAUAUGUUUCGGUCGCUCUUAUCAUAUGUUUUUACGUUAUCAAGGACCCCAUACGGAUCGACAGAUCAAUUCCACAGAUUACACAAACUUAAAUAAUGAUAGUGAUGAAUAUAAUGGAAAUGGAAAUGACAGUUUGACGGACAAUACGACUGAAAUAAGAAGUGUGGAGUAUGUUUUAGCACCUCCAGAAGUAGUAUGUCACACUACUACAAUUCGAACACCUUCUUGUUGGCUAAGCCCAGAACAAGCACCUGAUAAUUCAAGACAUUUUAAUUAUAACGGUGGUGGAAGUAAUAAUAAUAAUGGCGGGGGACCAAAUUAUAAUAGAAGUGAUUAUCAACCAUUGGAAAGAAGAAGUAGUGUACCUGUUUACAAUUCUUCUCUUGGACCAUUUGAUGAUGGAAUGGCUAUUGGUGUCGCUGGUCCUUCUAAUAAUAAUAGAGCAAGAAGCGGUAGUGGUGGUAUUUCUUAUGAAAUGGUUAGUAGUGAACACAGUAAUACAAACGCAAGUACGGGCGGAUACGUAAACAAUGGAUAUGAAAGAGUUUAUGGCAACGAUAAGAUUUUAGAUUAA
Molecule: messenger RNA, 3885 nt
Organism: Funneliformis geosporum
Lineage: Eukaryota; Fungi; Glomeromycota; Glomeromycetes; Glomerales; Glomeraceae
Source: the annotation of a GenBank genome assembly